UAUAACAUAUGUGUCUUCACAGUUUCAAUUUAGAUAUCAUGCUGCUCACCAUGCUCCGCGUGGUGAGAGGUCAAUGUUGAUCAUUGGGUGUGGUUUGUUAGGUUGGCGUAAAUUAGCUAAGUUAGCAUUUGACGAGCUAGCCUACACCCAUCAGGUUUAAAGCCUCAUAUCAUGGCCUACCCAAAGUCCCACAACCCAUUUGCAGAUGAUGACGAUGAAGAAGACUUUAAGCCUAAAAGUAGAGGGAUCGAUGACGACCCCUAUGCUGGAUUGACUGAUGCAGAGAGGAGGCAGAAGUACCUCCAGCAGGAGGUGAUGCGUACAGCUCAGUCUGCUGUGGAUAGUUCUCACCGUUCCCUCGGCCUCAUCUAUGAUUCAGAGAAGAUGGGUGUGGACACAGCAGAGGAGCUAAUGCGUCAGGGUGAGGUUCUAAAGAGGACAGACAAAAUGUUGGACAACAUGGAUCAGGACCUGAAGACCAGCCAAAGGCACAUCACCAGUAUCAGGAGUGUGUGGGGCGGCAUGGUCAAUUACUUCAAGGGCAAGCCAGAGACGAAACCACCACCACCACAACCAAAGUCCUACGAGGCCAGCGACAGAUUACAGAAUGCCUUGUCCGGCAGCAGGGAGCAUGAAGAUAAGUACCAAGCAAGUCACCCAAACCUUAGAAAGCUGGACACAACAGGAUUUGGAGCUUCUGCAUCCGCAGAUGACGCCUCAUCCAGACAGAAUGGAUACCCUCAGAACACAUACCUCAAGCAGGCUCACCACACCCUGGACACAAACUUAGAUGAAAUGUCUGAUGGCUUAAGAAGGCUGAAGAACCUUGGAUUGGGUCUCCAGACUGAGAUUGACGACCAGGAAGCCUCCAUCGAUUCUCUGCUGAAUAAAGUUGACAAGAUGGACGUCAAGAUCCACAACACAAACCAACAGAUGAAAAACCUUAAAUAAAACAAGUACUAUGGACUUACCACAUAGAGACAGCACAAUAGCAUCCUCUAACUCCGAGUGAACACAUUUUUUAUCCACAUUAUUUUAUUCUUAAAUGACUGACUGGUCAUUUCCAAUUCAUUUAUUUUCCAGUUUUGUCCAAUCCGAGUUUGCCUCAAAAGUUCCUCAAACCACUGAGUUAUAUUGUGACAUGUUGAUAGAAUGAAUUGUGUCCCACACACACUUGCACAUACCUUAUGGAGACGCCCCACCUCAAAAUAACUGUGAUUAUUUUACCUGCGUGCUUUGAAGAGAAGACUCUCUCCCAUGUGUGUAUUAGGUCGAAGGGACUGUCUGUCCUGGUAAAAUCUCUGUAUGUUGUCAGGUCAAUUUGCAUUUUUUUAGGGGCUUAGAGUAUCACUUUGGUGAUCAAGAAAAACUGACAUGGCUCAUGUCCUAAACUGGAAUGUUGUUAGUGUUUGAUUGAUGUGUCAACACUAAUUCUGGACCUGCUUCCAGCUAUGUACAAAAACACUUUGGCAGUCUGCUCCAGUCACGUUUGCCUUACAUGUGAUAUGUACGUAGAGUACACUAGCUUUUGAUUCUGUGCCAUGACUCUGCCUCUGCUGGUACAUCUCCUCACUAUGAGAUGCUUCAUUUCAUUUGAUCCUCUGACAUUUUUUUUGUUUGAAUUAUUUUUAUGUUUAGAGCUUUCCCUUGAAUUUUACACAUUGUUUAUACAGAUUAAUAUUAUAUCUGAAUGUUGCAGGAUGGGAUUGAGUGAAUGAUGAAGUAUGCGUUGAAUAUAAAACUGAAACUGAAGUAAAAUCCAAUGUCUCAUAGUUAUAGAUAUAUAUAUCUACCCAGGUAUUAAAGUCAUGGGUGGAUGAGCCACUUUUAUGAGUUUCAGAAAUUAAAAUGCAAAUUAAUGAGCAUUUAUGUUUUUGUCAUGCAUAUCUUGUAUUCUUAUCAAAACCACAAUAAAAACAUUCAUCAA
This is a messenger RNA of Scomber scombrus (Atlantic mackerel), 1927 nucleotides long. RefSeq names its product synaptosome associated protein 29 (gene snap29). The record is from RefSeq and is a predicted model, not a curated record. The transcript is spliced from 6 exons. Gene Ontology annotation, molecular function: syntaxin binding; SNAP receptor activity. Gene Ontology annotation, biological process: synaptic vesicle priming; exocytosis; synaptic vesicle fusion to presynaptic active zone membrane. Bases 172 to 951 code for a protein of 259 amino acids. NCBI's taxonomy places the organism in Eukaryota, Metazoa, Chordata, Actinopteri, Scombriformes, Scombridae. Gene Ontology annotation, cellular component: plasma membrane; SNARE complex.